This is a messenger RNA of Cannabis sativa, 2413 nucleotides long. Its product is annotated as protein ROOT PRIMORDIUM DEFECTIVE 1. The transcript has 3 exons. Bases 460 to 1713 code for a protein of 417 amino acids. Lineage: Eukaryota; Viridiplantae; Streptophyta; Magnoliopsida; Rosales; Cannabaceae. Gene Ontology annotation, molecular function: RNA binding. The record is from RefSeq and is a predicted model, not a curated record.
UGUAUUUGGAGAAAACAAAUAGACAUGUUAGAGAAAGAUCUCUACAAGGCAGAGUAUGGUGUAAACAUUAGUGGUUUAAUGGUCACUAUUGCAUAUGAAGUAUGAGGAUUAGCAUUCCAUUGCUGUCAUUUCAUUUGAAUAUGGUUACAAUUAUCUACGUUCUCAAUAUGCCUAUGAUGUAGCACCGGACUGGCUGUUAAUUAGUGUAUAGAGUAUGUUGAAUGAAAUUUUAUGUAUGCUCAGGUUUGGAAAUUCUUCCAUUUCUGCAGGUCGAGUACUGGUCUGUUUCUAUGCUGCCGUAUGAGAGAUAUAUUAGGUUCAAUGAGUUGUAAAUGAUUCUGCUACACAAUGAGAGAUAUAAUUGUUUUGAAUAACAUGUUUGAGAUAGGAGAUGUUGAAGAUUCUGUCACUGUGAAGAGGUGUACUUCACUUUAGAAUCGGGCGUUGCUUGCUGCAACAAUGAAUAUGACUAGGAAGAAACUGGGAAUGAUUUCGAUGGGGAGUCGGAUAGUGGGAUUCAUGAGGAAUAAUCAAUCAUACCAUUUCAUCUCUCCCUCCAUUAUCGUCCGAUUGAAAACAACCUCAUCUCACUACGUGUCUUCCAGAGCUAGAGACCCCACUUUCGAGAAAUUCAUGGACAACUACAAGAACUUCCUCAAAGUUAUCUCCAUCCAAGACCUCAUCCUUGCUAACCCUCAAAACCCCGUUGUUUCUCUUGAAUUCCUCUCCAAGCUCGCCCAGAAGCUCCACCUCAACCGCGGCUCCACCUCCUUCCUCCGCAAAUACCCUCACAUUUUCCGCAUCUUCUACGACCCAACCAAGUCCCAACCCUUGUGCGCAUUAACUAAUGAUGCUCUUCGCAUUUCUCACCAAGAAUCCGACGCCAUUGCCGCCUCGCUCCCCCUCGUCGUUGAUCGCCUUCUCCGCCUUCUCUCCAUGUCCACCUCCAAAACGGUGCCGCUUCGAGCCAUUUUCAAGGUCUGGAGGGAGCUUGGGUUGCCUGACGACUUCGAGGACUCGGUACUAUCCCAAAACCCUCAUUUGUUCAAGCUUUUAGAUGGGUCUGAACCCGGUACUCAUACUCUAAGCAUGGUUGAUAAUAUUAGGAAUAAAACUAGUUCUUUUACUUCGGCUGUGGAUAACUGGAGAGUUGAGGAGUGUUGUAAAGAGAAUUGUGGUGUUGAGAGGACUGCGAUUCAGUUCAGUUUUAAGCACGGAUACCCUCCUGGGAUGAGGUUGUCUAAGAAUUUUAAGGCUAAGGUUAACUUGUGGCAGAGUUUGCCAUAUGUAGGGCCAUACGAGAAAAUGCUUCCAGGGGCAAUGAGAUCAAAGUCAAAGGCUACUGCGAUGGCUUUGGAGAAAAGGGCAGUUGCUAUAGCUCAUGAAUUUUUGAGUUUGACUGUUGAGAAGAUGGUGGAAGUGGAGAAGAUAAGUCAUUUCAGGAAAUGGUUUGGAAUUGAUCUGAAUAUAAGGGAUUUGUUCUUGGACCACCCUGGGAUUUUCUAUUUGUCAACCAAGGGGAAGAGACACACUGUUUUUCUGAGAGAGGCUUAUGAUAGGGGAUGUUUGGUUCACCCCAAUCCAGUUUAUGAUGCUAGGAGAAAGCUUCUUGAUCUUGUUCUUUUGGGUCGCCGGGGUUUAGUUCUUGAGGAAUCCAAUUUGAGGGAUGUAAAGGAGACUCAGCUUCCGGGUGAAAGCAGGGACACAAACUGAUUGACUUGUGGACUUUUAGCCGUCGUAGUGGCUGCAAAUGGUUUUUUGCCUCUUCAAAAUCCUAGAAUCACAAUUUCUCUGCUCAACCAGGGUUGUAUUCGCCCUGAGUGGAAAGUUAUUUCCAUUUUAUGAGGAAUGUUAUUCUCUACUUUGUGAGGAUAGAGCAAAUGGCGGCAAAUUGAUUUAAGCUGAUCACAUUGAGCAAUCCCAUUAAAGAUUCUGUAUGUUCACUUGUGUGGACUUUGCUGUGAGGACCCGGAAUACAGAAUUUUUAAUUUUUGCGGUAGCAGUAGAGUCUGUGGCCAGGAGCUUUCUUGUUUUAGCUGAUCGGUGUGACUGAUGGUGGUUUUGGCAUCAUGAAUUCAUCUCAGGGUUGAUUGUGGAUCAUGUUUUUUGCAUUGUGUAAGCUGUCUGCAACCAUCUAUAUUUAUGAUCUCCGAAAUUGUAUGCCAUAGUUGAAUUUCGAAAGCUCAUGUUCUUUGUCUUUUCUUAGAUAGUUGAGAAAUUUAUAAGUGUAAUUUUGUGGAUAUUUCAAUUUUUCACAACCCUUCAGCUCUGCAAGUACAUAUGCUUCAUUGAAUCUUUUGCAAUGCAACAUUGAGCAGCUGCAUUAAUAGCAGGUUUGAUCAGUCUUGAUUUUAUAUAAGAUAUGUAUGUGUUUCAAGAAUUCAUUUCAAUCAAAACAUUCACUUUGAAUAAU